This is a messenger RNA of Caenorhabditis elegans, 1251 nucleotides long. It is a transcript of the gene nhr-90, whose product is annotated as Nuclear hormone receptor family member nhr-90. Gene Ontology annotation, cellular component: nucleus. The record is from RefSeq and is marked reviewed. Gene Ontology annotation, biological process: regulation of DNA-templated transcription. Gene Ontology annotation, molecular function: sequence-specific DNA binding; zinc ion binding; DNA-binding transcription factor activity. NCBI's taxonomy places the organism in Eukaryota, Metazoa, Nematoda, Chromadorea, Rhabditida, Rhabditidae.
UUUGCUUUAUUGAUUUUUUUUGUCUUAAAUAAUAUUUCAAUGCUAGUGAAAUCUUUACAAACUUGCAAAAUUUGUGGAGCAGAAAAUACACGUGGCAAUCAUUUUGGAGUUCAAUGUUGCAGAGCAUGUGCGGUAUUUUUUAGGAGAAGAGCAGGCACCAAAUAUUUACGUUUGAAAUGUCUUUCCGUACACUGUGGAGAGGCUGCUCGUUUUUGCAAGCCGUGCCGACUGAAACGAUGUUACGAGGCCGGGAUGAAAAUUGAAUAUUUUCAACACAAUCGGGACUCUAUUAAGUCCUCGUCAAUUGCCCAAAUUCCCCGCUCCUUCGCCAAUAUUGUGGGCCGCCCGAGCUUGGUGAUCUUCUGUGUUCCACAGGAUUCCUAUCAGAAAACAUUUGUAGAUCUGAACAGCUUGGUAGGAAAAGCUUCGGAAAUAUUUACAGCUGGUCCGGAAAGCCCGUACAUUGGCUUAACGCAGCUUAAAAAGUUAGCGACAUUUUCGAAUUGCUCUAAAGAGUGGGCUCAAACACGUUUUAAAACCAUCAGUCACGGAGAAAUGUCCUAUUUCUGGGAGUUUUAUUUUUUGAGGACCGCCAAAUGGUUGACAUAUUUUGAUGAGUUUCAGCGGAUUCCAGAUGAAAUAAAGAUAAAACUUCUCCUAUCAUUUUGGCACGUUUUUGCAAGACUCGACAAGCUGAUCACAACUGCAAAAGCCCGAAAACUAAAAUUAUGCUCGCAGCAGACAUGGGCAAUGAGUAAUGGAUUGAUUUUGGAUUUUGAUAGGACAAAGGUCGAUUUUUCGGAUAUUAGCAAUUACCCCACGGAAGACCUAUUCUAUUUCCUAAACUCAAUCACCGCAUUGGAUCUUCAGCCACAAGUUUUGGAACUCAUGGAGCUAGAAGUUUCAGAUAUGGAAUUCAACUUUAUGCUUGCUCAGCUAACAUUUUCAUAUGCAGGAAAACGAUUUCAAGGGGAUAUUCUGAAGAUUUGUGAUAGGUUUCAAGAAGUCCUGUCAAAUGAUUUGCACGAGUAUUAUGUAAAAGAAAUGAGAACGCCGAGAUAUUCUGGAAGGUUAGGCAAAAUUAUGAAGAUCAAUAAUGCUAUACAGAACGACAUUUGGAAAAACCGCCCACGCGGGGAGCUUGCCGCAAUUUUCAAUGUUUUCAAAGUGGAGUUCUCCCAUCCUGAAAUGUUUAUUGAUACUGGAUUUGUCAGAAAUUGAAUGUUCAAAAAUAAAUUAUUUUUACUUCUG